Symbiodinium sp. CCMP2456 is the source of this 298-nucleotide messenger RNA. The record is from the annotation of a GenBank genome assembly. NCBI's taxonomy places the organism in Eukaryota, Dinophyceae, Suessiales, Symbiodiniaceae.
GCUGUUGCGGGAGCGACUUUCUGCUUUCGAGGAGGAGAAGGCAACUUCCCUCCAAGCUCUGCGCGAGCAAGUGAUGCUGCUUGCCAGAGAGAACUACGAUCUCAAGCAUGGAGCUCGCCAAGCCGAGGCGCCCCUCGUGGAAGCCAAGGAGGUGCCUGCCGGCUCGGGAGCUGCAUCCGAAGGUGACCAGAGGUGGUGGCUGUCCGCCAUCUUUUCUCCGUUCUUGACUGAAGGAGACAUGCGUGAAAUCCAUGCGCAGUCUCGCUUGGACGAAGCCGACGGCCGAAACGAGGGCUGA